AUGGCAACCGGCACCACAUCCAACGAUGUCAAGACCAAUCGCGAAGCAAAGCAGCUGACUGCAUCGUCUCGGCUCAGGGUUAAUGCCUUCUCGCCCAGCAUCAAGCAGGGGGACGAUUCCUUCCAGGAUACCGAUCAUCUUCAUCGAAAGCAGCAGACGGAAUCGUUUCGAGCUCAGGAGAUGGGGAGAACAGCUCACACCAUGCCUACUCGUUCUGAAUCUGGCAUGAGCAAGGUCGGAUGGACGGUCGUAGGAGGUCUGGCGGUGUUGGGCCUCUUCUUGCUGCUUUCAAGUGGCGCAAACCGCUACGACUAUACGUCAUCGCCGUCCUACCUGUCUACGUCGGCCUCGGCGUACAAGACAGCAACAACGUCGAUGGACGAGGUAAUGGCAAGAUGCGCUCGCUCUGGCACCCAUCAUAUCGCAUGCAAGGUCGAACAUGCUGCCGAGCUUGCUUCGCAGCUCGUCUCGCGACAAUCGCGCACACCUCAACAGGCGGUGCUGGCGUACAAGCGCCGGUAUGCGCGUGCUCCUCCGCGCCGCUUCGAGGCGUGGGUGAAGCUUGCAAUUCAACACAACGCCACCAUCAUCGACGACUACGACCAGAUUGAGGUCGAUCUCGGUGCUUUCCGUCAAGCUGGUUUGGUCGGCGACAAACUCAAGCGCAGAAUGCUCGAGGCGAAAUUGCGGCUGCCCGGAUGGGAACUGGGCCAAGUCAGUGUGGUCGAUGGGCAGGCCGUCGUGCUUGGUCCAGAUGCCGGCCCUCUCUCAGCGUCAACGCUUAUCGAGCUGCUCAAGCCCGUACAAAGCAUCGUUCCAGAUGUCUCAGUCCUUUUCAACUGGUAUGCCGAGCCAAGAGUACCGCAUCCCUCGGCACAGCCAGCGUCGCAGCCUUUUGACUCCCUGGAUGUUUCGGGAAAAGACCCCACCUCGGUGCUCGGCAAGGCGUGUCCUUCGUAUCACUUGACGCCAAAAAGAUCCUGGGACUCUCUGCAGCCACCAAUCGACUAUUGCCAGGAGGAUCGCGACGAGUUGGGGGAUCUGCACGGCUUCUUGCAAGCUCCAGCCAACUUUCACCCGGUCAACAAGCUCGUGCCGAUGCUGUCGAGAUCCAAGCUGUCCAACUUUGCCGACAUCUUGGCGCCCAAUGUCUGCUAUGGCCAUCCGAUGUAUCUAGGUUACGUCGACAAGAUCCCGUGGGAAGCCAAGGACGACAGCUUGUAUUGGCGAGGUACCACGACUGGUGAAGCGCAGACUUCAGCCACCUGGGCGCGUGGCCAUCGACAUCGCAUGCUGCGGUACGUAAAGCAGCUUCGCGAAGCAGCCAGCAAAUUGGCCACAGGCGUCGAAGCAGACCCGUUCGACGACAUCUACGCAUCCAACAGGACCGUCGCGCCAUCGCGUCAGUCGGUCCACGUCGCUGGAAACACACUGCCACUUUUCGACUAUACGGAUGGCUCGGUGGUGGGUGCGCUCAAGCGACUGGGCUCUGAAACGUUUAACGUGGCCUGGAACAGGUUUGUGCUGGCAGACGAACCCACAAUGGCAUCACUCAUGGCCAACCAAGUCACCACGGACAACGAAGACCGCAACGAGCCGUACAAGCACAAGUUUGCGCUCGAUCUGGAUGGUCAGUCCAUGUCGUGUCGCUUCUACCAGCUGCUUGCCUCGAGCUCGCUCGUCUUCAAGCAGACCAUUUGGUCCGAAUAUCACGACGAUCGUUUGAUACCCUGGAUCCACUACGUGCCCUUGGAUCUGCGCGUCCAGAACAACGAGCUGCCCAUGCUGCUCGACUUCUUCAUCCAUCAUCCCCAAGGACAAAAGGCAGCUAGCAAGAUUGCGUCAGCGUCCAGAGAAUGGGCGGCGGCCACUCUUCGCCCGAUCGAUGUCUCGCUCUACUACGCCAGACUCUUGAUCGAGUUUGCUGAGCUCUAUAACCCUGUCUACUGA
This is a messenger RNA of Pseudozyma hubeiensis SY62, 1950 nucleotides long. RefSeq lists its product as hypothetical. The record is from RefSeq and is a predicted model, not a curated record. The coding region runs from base 1 to 1950 and encodes 649 amino acids. The transcript has a single exon. Lineage: Eukaryota; Fungi; Basidiomycota; Ustilaginomycetes; Ustilaginales; Ustilaginaceae.